This is a messenger RNA of Homarus americanus (American lobster), 5112 nucleotides long. RefSeq lists its product as uncharacterized. The record is from RefSeq and is a predicted model, not a curated record. NCBI's taxonomy places the organism in Eukaryota, Metazoa, Arthropoda, Malacostraca, Decapoda, Nephropidae.
ACUGGCGAGAAGACGAGCUGACAGACGUAGCUCAGAAACCGGAGAGAGCGGGUGUGUGUGUGUAGUGCUGCGCCUGCCUAAAAGUUGACUGACUCCAUGUUGAAGUUCUUCCUGUAGUGCUACAAAGUUUAGCGACAUACAGUAGAUACGAUUUUGUUGUAAUGUAAAUUAUACUUUGCAAGUGACGGAGUAGAAUUAGCGAUUGUGGGUAAACAAUAACGAGGAAAAAAUAAAAAAACUUUAGGUAAUUUACAUAGUGAACUGAAAAGGCACGAGAAAAACGUAAACAAAAAAGGUUGUAAUUGAAACAGCAAUCAUAUAAAUUGUAAUCGUGACGAGUGUAGACGCUGUGAAACAAUCCCUUCCUGGCUGCUUGUGUGGACUCAAUCAACCAACCCUUCAUGGUAUUAGCCAGUCAGCUACUUUGUUUACACGCCUGUGGACCCCAGUUUCCAGACAUAACAUCAAACUUGUUGUAGUGAUUUGUGAUUAAACUUAACCUUAAUGAACCUAAAGUAUCCUUAGAAAUGGACAAUUGGAUGUAGACGAAUUGAGAUGGAUAACAAUGAUAGAAUGACCUAAGUUAUAAAUUCUCCCACGAUUCUCUGAAAAAUUGUGACUAAAUAUAAAAUUAAAAUACAAGAAAUAAUCAGGUAGUGAAGAUGUGUGUGACUUGUACUGUGGAGAAUUGCGAAAGAAAGUUUGCUGUUUUGUGUUAAGAAAAUUCAAGUUGUUAAGUGGAAUUCUGUACAAAACUUAGUGGCAGAACGAUUAUGACAUACAGACCUUUACCGCGUGAAAAAGGGUCAUGUUGGUAUCUCGUCAAUUGAACCAAUAAACCUGAAACAAGAGGCGAGGAUAAUAUAAAUGUAAUAAUAAUACUUGCAUUGUAAAGUAAAUGAAGCAUUUUAUACCCCGAUGUUGCGAUGUUACCCACCAGACACUAGAUAUAAGAACGACUUUAAUUCAGAAACUGUGCAUUGUAAACUUAGAUCGAAGACUAACCACUUGGUGUUAUUUAUAAAACUACAAUAGAAGGGAAAACAUAGAUUAAAAUUACUUAAAAAAAAAAUCUAGUAGUGAUUUAGAACCAAAUAAAGUGUAAGGAAUAAUUGAAUAAAUGCAGUAUGUAGACUUUCGAAGUAAUAUGACGGGCGACAGUGAGUCAUGAUAACUAAGACAAACAUUAUCCCCGUGACCAAUAAGUAAAGUAACUACAGUACAUGACAAAAGUAUGUGAAACGAUAAUACUCCGAAGACAAUCCAACAGAGCAUGACUAUAAAGCAUGUGAUUCAACUUAAUUACUAAGAAUAAAUCCUCGAUCCCAAAUUUAGAAUAUUAGUUACGAACGUUAUACUCACUGCUGCUAGUAAACGACGGGACACUACCUCAGCGAAGAUGGAUCCAAAGGAGUGGUUCAACCUUCGUCAGAUCUACCGCGCCAGACUGUCGGCCGCCUCCUCCAAGAUGGAUUCGAAGAUCACCCUCGCAUGCUUAAAACAAGUCAGGAAUGUGUGGGCUGGUAUUAGCUGCCAUUGGGUGGAAGAAGCAGACGAUGAAACGCGGGCAAGUUGUCCUCAUCGCUACUCUUAGUGUCCUUGUUGCCAACGUCGCAAACCUCGUCAUUCUACAGGUUGGAGAAAACGGGGUAUUCCUGACGAAUGAUGAUGUGCAGACCAUCAUGAAGCAUAACCAAGAAAAUUACCUCAGGAUAGCACUUUGGCUGACAACGGCGGUGACAGCCUUGGUCAUCGUCGUUAGCUUCAUUGGGGCACAGUAUCUCUUCUGCGUGGUUGUGCGUGGCCCCAAGGUUAAAGGUCGCAUGCCAAUCACGAGGUCGUUAUCUGAAGAAGAUCUACAUCACCGUCAGGAAGGCCACGAUUCCACGCCCUCCUUGGAUGAUGUGGUGGCCUUGCCUGAUCCUGCAGGGUCCUCGGCGUGGGUCUACCACCCCGAGGAAGAAAAGAACCAGACGCCACUGUACCCAGUGGGCUUGGACCUCUUGUCGGACUCCCCAAAUGGCCCUCGAAGGCUCCCUGCCCGCCAUGCUUCCUUCGUCAGCCCACGUUAUGCCCGAGUUCACCAACGGCCACAGCGGGCACAAAGUUUUGCUGUGCGACGAGAUUUGCAAAUCAGCGAAGGACAUAUGCGUCCACCUGCCCCCGUGACGUGUCCAGAACUCCUUAAUUCUCGACUUUUCUCCCAAUACGCUAGGCCUGAUGCUCGCAAGAUCCACCGUUCAAAUUCUGUCAACGGGAGACUUUUGCUAGAAGAGAACAGUGGUGGUGCUACCCUGAGUCGUAAGUUCCAUGCCUGUUCGCUGGAUGACCUCGACACUGAGCCUGUGAUCCAAGUUGGUUUGUUGUCUCGUGGGCGAAGUCGAUCGGAACAGAGCCUGACCUCCACUGUCCAGGAUUCUUCUGCUGACAAUGGAGAAAUGGCUUGUGUACAUCGCUCAACCAGCGUCCAGGAAAGACUUCUUGAUGGGAAAACUGUCCUCACUUCCUUUGGUCCAAUAAAUCGCCCCAUGGCUCGCGUCGCAAAGCCUAAGGGACCAGCUCCACCUCCUCCGACAAAACCUAAGCCAGUACUACCGUCUUCUUCUCUUAUUCAAACUGUGUUCAAGAAAGAAGAACAAAAGAACAUGAAAGAAAUAAGCGACACCACCACUGCCACCACUACAAAGCAAACAGAGGAAGAAGAAAAAUCCGAAAACAAAGCAUUAAAUGAAAAAGAAGGGCUCCCAGAGCUGCCAAGACACCCUGAAGGGCUUUUAAGAGACCCCAAACAAUUGACAGGAAAUACCAAGAGGGUGUCAACACUGGAGCGUCAUUUACCGCUCCCUGUCAUUGAGGAGAACAUAAAAAACACACGUAAGCGUCCUGCGCCUCAGCCACGCGUCAUUCUACCUUCUCUUUACGAUGAUAAAUCUUCAAGAGGAGCGUUAAUAAACCUUCAGCUCGAUAACGCGAAACCAUCACGACCUGAGAUAAUCAAACCUCCGCGUCCAUCCAUAAUCGACAAGCCUCUUCGUCUGGUUGACAAAAACAUGACAAUUGCACGUCCAUCUCCAGUGAAGAAACCUGAAAGAAGACGAACAGAGGGAGAAAAUGCUGCCAACCUGCAAAAGCUUGAAGAGGUACUCACUAAUAUUCUUGAUAACGGAGCUCCAGCCCCUCUUCGAGCCACCAAGUCUGAUGAAAAUAUAAUGGAGAGUUUAAAGGCCCUUGAUAUGGAUACUAAAAUACCGAAGAGCAUAUUAAAGAAAGGUCCAACCAAACCCAGCAAAUAUGAAGUUGCUCACAGGGAGGCUCUUGAAGAUUCCAAGGCUCUUUUGGACCAGCUUCCGCGAGGUGAACUCCAGCGCAACAAGAUUGUACUUCGUGUUCCCUCUUUCAGAACAGCUGGAUGUCAAACUGAAGCCUACCGCCCAGUGCGCCGCCGUGCAUCUUGUGCACAGACCAAUCUUAGUGUAGCACCACUGUACAAAGAAAAUACUACAAGUGUAAGCUCUAGCACAAAGUCAUCUUCGCGAACAUCACCAAAAGAACACUGGACCAAAACAGAAAGACUUGAUGACCCCCAGGAACCACCUGUGCUCGAGUCAUCGUCAUCGUCAUCAGGUUAUUCGUCUCCUGAGGUGGGCAGCAAAGACCCAUCUCCUACUCAUUCUGGUCCUCCAUCGCCAGCCUCGUCGUCAGUUGUUGUUAGUGACGACGACGAGAGACGACCGGAAACCAAUGUUACAGUCAUAGAGGUCAAUAAAAGUGAGAAAAUGCUAUCAAGGCUGCCUCUCUGGCAUGGCCUAGACCCCGUGCCACCCCCACGGCCACCGAAACCACUCCGCCUACGCCACAUGUCCGACGCAGCGGCACUCAUGGGCACUCAUGGUGGUCUACUGGUCCCCGUCCACCGAAGAACCUCACAGCUCCCGAUUUACGAAGACGUAUUUGGUCUAGCAGCUCUCACUGAGAACGUCAUGCUCUUAACUGAAGCCAUAAACCCCGUAUUGGUUCAGUCCACAAGACCUAAUGAGGGAGAGGACACACCCUCAUCUACAACGCCCAGAGUCGUUGACUUCAUAAGGAAAACAGUUCAUCCAUCCCUCCAAGAUGACAAACCGUGGGAUGGACGCACGACUCUUGUACCACGCCCGCGACCCGCUGUCCGUACCCAUAGCCUGUCCUUACCACGACCAUCACUGGCUCCAGCCCCGCGCUCACGACAAACUAAGGAUUCCCGGUCUCCGUCUCCCACUCGGAAAAUAGACCAAAGCCAUCAGAUGAGUUACGACAACGGGCCUUCCACGGCGGCAUAUUUGGCCUCUCUAGAACUCCUUGCUUCUCACUACCGCCAUCAAGCACUUGCUAAUGCUAAGCAACUCCAACUGCAGCAGCGGCUAUUGAUACAGCAACAGCAGCAACAGCAGCAACAACAGCACCAACAGAAUCAGCACCAACAGCAACAGCACCAACAGCAUCAGCACCAACAGCAACAGCACCAACAGCAUCAGCACCAACAGCAACAGCAACAACAGCAACAGCAGCACCAACAGAGACAUCAAAGACAUAGGUCGGAGGAAGAGAAGGUACAGCCCGCAGCAACCCUUGUCUCGCCUGUCAAGGAGGAGAGUGAAUGUUGAGCCACGGAAAGUGAUCAGCUAUGACUUACGAGUAUACAAGUAGCACGAGUUAGAGCAGUGAAAGUAAACUUCUGAUAUCUGAGGCUGCAGUAAGCCCUUGUUAUGGGCAGUGGUUAACAGUGGCUACACUUCAGUGCUAACUUGUAAUGUUGCAGUGAUUUUUUUGCGAUGGUAUUGAAGUUGUAAGCAUAAACAGAAGUAAGCAACUCCCACUAACUGGAGUCAGCUGCAUAAAACUUCAGUGAUCAACAGUGUCAAAAGUGUGUACAGUUACAGUGAUCAGAUCUGCAGACACAAGAAUCAGACAGUAUUAUGUUAGGCUGCUAGUGUGAACGCUCCUAACUAGACAAUUAAUAGUGUGGGCUGAUUUGUGUAUCAAGUCCAAAGUGUAUUAAAAUAAAUAAUAAAAUUUUUAAAACUGUUACUACUACUACUACUACUACUACUUUUUUUUUUUUUUUUUUUUUAA